UACGGAUUGCUUGUUCUUGCAGGUCUUCUCGGCAGACUUGCUGCAUACAAACAACACAUGGUAGCCUGGAAUUACACUGCGAUGCCAGACCUCAGCGCGACGGCACUGCCUUCAACUCGCUACGUCUCAUUCGCAAAUGGUGAGGAUCUCUGCUUGUCCAUAUGGAGCUUCGACUGAUGGUCUAUACAUGCUCUAUUUGGCUCGGCAAUAUCAAGUACGACGCGUUUUCAGAGCCAUUCGUCCCCCAAGUCUUUGAAGACGGUGGCAUUCAAUGGACUUCGUGGCAUUCAAGCCCUACAGGGUUUACGCACCCGUGGAUCCUCGAAAGUAAGACGGCUCCUGUAGGCUUCACCAGACCACAUUCGAUGAGUGGAGAUCCAGAAGGUUCAACUGAUCUCCUUGAAUUCAACCCAGACGGCGUAUUGACUUCCAAUGGUGCAAAUAAAUUCGUUGGAUGCCAGACGGAAGAGCAGCUGAAGAAGAACAACCGAACCUAUCAGAUUUGGUGGCAAGGCGCGGGACCUGUACCUGGGGUCGAGUGUACGUCAAUUGUGGUUUUGUACAAGAUGGUCGACUUUGACUGGAUUGGCUGAUGACUGUCUUCCCACUCGGUGUCAAGGAUGACAGUCGUUGUGGGGGGUUGGAGCUCGCUGUUGCGAGACAGAUCACGGUUGAUCGUUGAUUCAAAUUGGUCGAGUGAGCGAUUC
Mollisia scopiformis is the source of this 707-nucleotide messenger RNA. RefSeq lists its product as uncharacterized. The coding region runs from base 162 to 593 and encodes 143 amino acids. NCBI's taxonomy places the organism in Eukaryota, Fungi, Ascomycota, Leotiomycetes, Helotiales, Mollisiaceae. The transcript has a single exon. The record is from RefSeq and is a predicted model, not a curated record.